AUGUCCACAUCCAGUCCGCCGCUCGCACAGGCCCUGCAUUCGCUCGGCCACCCACCCCUCAUCUACACAUCCUGCUACUGCGAAGAAAACUGCUACAAGCUCGUCGAGCGGCUGCGGUCGCUGCACGUCGAUCUGCGGUCUGUCCAUGUGGUCUUUAUCUCGAAUCCACACGAAAGAGCCAUCCUGUGGCGGCAAAAGUCGUCGACCUGGGGGCUUAAUGGCCAGGUUAUCUGGGACUAUCAUGUCAUUGUCGUCGUGAAGAGCCCGGAGCUGCCCCACGCUCUCGUCCUCGAUUUCGACACCACCCUGCCGCUCCUCUGUCCCUUUCCGACUUAUGCCCGUGAGGCUCUCUAUCCCAACGGGUAUCAGGCCUGGAUCCGUGAUCUCGGGGCUCGUCUCUACCGAGUUGUCUCUGGCGACGCUUUUCUUGAACACUUUGCAAGCGAUCGAAGCCACAUGAUUGCCGCCGACGGAACCUACAACUCGCCGCCUCCGUCCUAUCCGCCGAUCAAGACAAAGGAUUCGACCAUGAACUUGGACAGCUACCGCAAAAUGUCUCUUGCAGAGCCGAGUGCGGAUCGAAGUGACUCCAAGUUUGGCACUCUGUUCACCGAACAGCAAUUCUGCAACUAUUUCCUCGGCGACGGCUCGGGAUCGUCCGGCGAGUAG
Polychytrium aggregatum is the source of this 669-nucleotide messenger RNA. Its product is annotated as N-terminal glutamine amidase-domain-containing protein. Lineage: Eukaryota; Fungi; Chytridiomycota; Chytridiomycetes; Polychytriales. Bases 1 to 669 code for a protein of 222 amino acids. Gene Ontology annotation, cellular component: cytosol; nucleus. The transcript has 6 exons. The record is from RefSeq and is a predicted model, not a curated record. Gene Ontology annotation, molecular function: protein-N-terminal asparagine amidohydrolase activity; protein-N-terminal glutamine amidohydrolase activity.